AUGUCGGCAACCUCCCAAUACAAACUUAACCAGGGCCGAGGCCGUAAACUCGGCACGCGAUCGCGACGGCUGACGAGGUGCAUGACGAAGAUCAGUUUUCUUGCAGAGAAUUUAGCCACUUCCUUGUCGCUGAAGCUGAUGGUGGGUGAUUAA
This is a messenger RNA of Peronospora matthiolae, 153 nucleotides long. NCBI's taxonomy places the organism in Eukaryota, Oomycota, Peronosporomycetes, Peronosporales, Peronosporaceae. The record is from the annotation of a GenBank genome assembly.